This is a messenger RNA of Haemonchus placei, 408 nucleotides long. NCBI's taxonomy places the organism in Eukaryota, Metazoa, Nematoda, Chromadorea, Rhabditida, Trichostrongylidae. The record is from the annotation of a GenBank genome assembly.
AUGUUCAAGCUUCGACUGAUUUGUGGCACAUAUACUGUGAACUCGAAGGAUGAUCCAUCGUGCACUCUCAGUCGCGUGGAUCCACAACGAUCGCAGGAGAACCUGUUGGCUACGACCGCCGCCACGACGACGUCCUCGACGAGUACGGGCCUUGGUAAUUGUGUAGGAGGAGGAGUAGGCGGCUCUAGUGGAGGAAGGUUGUCGGUCAAUGGAAGGACUGCACUCAGGUCGAGUCGAUCACAUGAAAGCCUUCUCAAUUACAACACAUGUCUGGUAGAUCUUGGUGAAGAUGCCAGAUUACAUCCAGUUCAUCCGUCAGUGUUGGAUGUGCCGAAUUGUUUCCGCGUUGCCAACACGUAUUACGCAUGUCGCACACCAUUGGAACGGGCCAAAUGGAUUGAAAAGUAA